AUGCAGUUCCGAGUACCCCCCGACAACACCACCACCAUCCCCGUGAACAACCAUGCCCAGCCAGGUGAAAACCCCAACACCACGCGCGUCCAAGUCGAAGUCGGAGACCGCGUCGCAACAUCCCUCAUCCUCGACACAGACCGCAUCAUCGUUACAUUCGACUGCAACACCGUCAAAGUCUACAGCGCACUCACAGGCGCUCUCCUCCAAACCCUUGACGGUCAUCAAGGCGGAGUUUGGGCCUCUGCUCUUUACAACAGCAAUACGCUCGUAACCGCAGCGACUGAUCGUACUCUCCGUGUUUGGGACCUUGAGAAAGGUGUCUGUACACACGUCUUCCGAAUCCAUACCUCGACCGUCCGGGCAGCCACCAUUGUCGUCCCUAUCAACAUCAACCGACACAAUCCUCAAUUGACUCCCAAGUAUGAGCCCGAGUUUCCUACCAUCAUCGCCGGGUCCAGGGAUUCCACCCUCUCAGUCUGGCGACUGCCCGUCCAAGAACUCAAUGGCCACCUGUCUGCAACCGAGACUGAGAACUGGCUCUUGCACCGAUUGGAGGGUCAUACCCAGGAAAUCCGUGAAGUGGCGGCGGAAGGCAACCUGGUGGUCUCGGCAUCCUAUGAUUCCACCGCUCGAAUCUGGAACUCGCACACUGGAGAGUUGGUUCAUACUCUUGUUGGACACCAGGACAAGCUCUACCAAGUUGUCUUGGAUACCGCCAAUCGCCAGUGUUUUACUGCUGGUUUGGAUGCCACUAUUCGCGUUUGGUCGCUCAACACCGGUUCUUGUUUCCACACCCUCACCGGACAUGCGUGGAUAGUGGGGCUGUUGAGAUUAAACGACAACCUCCUAGUCUCGGCAUCUGGAGACGGGACCGUCAAAGUCUGGGACCCAACCACCGCAAACCUCCUCCACACCUUUGGAAACCAUUUCCCAGGAACCGGUCCAACCAUCUUGGCAAUUCAACACGAUGACAAGAAACUCAUCACGGGUGCGUUUGGUCUCGUCCAGACUUGGGAUAUCAGGACAGGAGAACUCUUGGAUCAGAUGAGAGGAGUUGAUUCUGUCUGGCAGGUUGCAUUUGAUCGUCGACGGCGGGUUGUGGCGUUCAACCACAAGGGACAGUCUGCCCAUGGUCAGCAUGCGAUGACUUACCUUGAGAUUCUGGACUAUGGCGUUGACGAGGCAACUCAAGAGACCCAAGUUUGA
Molecule: messenger RNA, 1209 nt
Organism: Linnemannia hyalina
Lineage: Eukaryota; Fungi; Mortierellomycota; Mortierellomycetes; Mortierellales; Mortierellaceae
Source: the annotation of a GenBank genome assembly